Molecule: messenger RNA, 10652 nt
Organism: Xyrichtys novacula (pearly razorfish)
Lineage: Eukaryota; Metazoa; Chordata; Actinopteri; Labriformes; Labridae
Source: the annotation of a GenBank genome assembly
AUGGUAUGUAUCGUCAUUCAUUCUAAGUAUUUGGAGGAAAAUGCGUUUUAAUGCGGUUAAACCUGGUGUGUUUAAGUGUAAAACUAGUGUUGCUUAAUGCGUUUCCGUUCCUGUAGGCUAUUUGCUCUUCACUCAUUGAUUCCUCCUCAGAGGAGAUGGAAAACGCCCGCAAAGCGCAUAUGAUAUGUUUUAGCUGGUGCAUGGGAUAAUAUGAAAGCUUUUAACGGUUAAACCCUCUCGUCUUCGUGGAUUUACGUGUUGUAGCGCGUUCAUAGUCAAAAUGGGACCGUAAUUCCUCAUAACUGCGCAAUCCAUACAGCAAUACUCGUUAUUCGGCUGUAUCGUGUCAAGUAGCUGCGUUGUGCGGAUAAAAUUCCUCAUUUUGACUCAUUGUGGUUGUAUCGGGAUGACUUGUUCUCGAUCGGGAUGACAUUCUGGAUCGGGAUGACUUGUAAGCCACAUUCUGGUUUAUAGGAGUGUAAUUUUGCGGUCGUAAAGGCUUUGGGGUCGAUUUUACAACCCGCCUUUGAAGAUUUCCAACCGUUAUGAGAACAAACCGUGAUAUUCCCAACAAGAAUUAACCUGUUUUAGAGUGUGUUACAUGAAUGGGUAUGUUUCUAUCCCUGUGUGAGUGAUUUCUACUCGCAAUGAACGCAGUGAACCCGAGAAUGACGCUCCCCUGGUUAUGAGGAAAAGGAGCUGGCAGUCCCUUUUCGGCUUCCCCUUUUUCUGCGUUGCACCAUCUUGCCUCUCUCUCGCGCCGAGCCGUGCCGCGCCGUGCCGCCUCGUGCCACGAUGGGUGGAAUGGCACUGUUGUAUCUCGUCAGUGUUCCGCAACGGAAACGGACCAUAUUCCGUAAUUACAAGGUUAUAACUGUGGUUGGUACGAAUAAAAAAAGGACACCAGACCAGACGUAGUUCUGCCUUCACUGCAGGCCUCCUUUAGUAGGGUUUAUCUUGGGCUGUAUUAUCUAUUUGUGUUAUGUCGGCUGAUUUGGUUGCCUCUUUGCAAAUUUUUCGAUGUUAUGCAAAUGUGGCACCCGUAUGAGUUGUCGAAGAAGCAAAGCCUCUCACUGGCCACUGAAACCAUCAACAGCUGGGGAAGUUAGGUUGACUUUUCCCCCCAAUGUAACACCAAUUACUGCCAAGUCUACAGCUUUAUAUGAGGCCUCAGUGACUUGCAAAAUACACUGACAUGCACAUUACGUUUUAAUUAAUCUUACCAACCACAGGGGACGUGUUUGCACCCACAAUGGCAUCUGCAAUCAGCCCUAUCAGAGUGGCUACGUCUUGGAAAUGAUCUGAACAUUUCAUGACCCAUUGAUUAUCAGGCUGUAUGCCUUUUAUUCCUUCUGCUGUGAUCAUAUGUCCCAUAUAUGGUAUCGAAACUGCAUUGCAGUUUCGCGUUGCAAUGCAGCGCCGUAAUUGGAGUGUAAAGUGGGAUUGUUGUGGAGUUAGCUGGCGUAUCAGUGUACCUGAAAAAGUUGAAUCCACAGGCGUAAGCCCCUCGUCUGCAUCAAUGUACCUGCUGGAGUGGAAACAGCCUCCCCCAUUGAGGUGGAAGUAUCAAAUAAGUAGUCGGACUAUGCUAGGGCCCUAUCCUGUUCCUGUUACGCUCUUGUUUGCUGAUGCAUGUUUAGUAACUCGAUGGACAUCUGAUCCACGACGAUGAAUAAUUUAUAUGCUUGGCGGCAACACCUAGCCAUGUCCUGUGUUCCUACUGUCUAGGAGCGAUAAAGUGCUCUCUGUGGUGCGGAGGAGUACCCAGCCACCUACCACCACCAGGCCAUAUGGUGGACCGGCCUGGUCUGCAGGGUGUAGGGAGGGGAGGCUGGUGUUGUUUACACCCACCCUCUCUCCCUCCUCCCCUUCAGUCACAGCCCGGCCCCGAGGCCUCACUGUCUUUUGUCCGGCCUGAAAGAGAAGAGGCGUUCAGCGCUCUGUGGAGCUCUGUGCUCCUAUAGAAAAGGAGUGUGUGGGUCACACUGACUCUUUGUGUUUGUGCUUGGGUUAGGGUGAAUGGACAUGUGUGUGUGUGUGUGAGUGUGUGUGUGUGUGUGUGUGUGUGUGUGUCACACCCAUCUGCCAGAGUGACAGCUGGUUGUGCACCUUUCACAAGAUGAACACAGAGAAGCUACUUCAGGAGUUGUUGAAGCACUUCACCGUGACUGAUCAGUGAGUUGAAACCUGUGCACGGGCUUGAUUUCAAGGAUAACGGUCGACCAUCUUUUCACACAAUUCUGCAUCAUCUAUCGGACAAAUGUGAGCCGUAAAACGAUGCAGCUUGUUUGUGUGAGAGUGUUACAGAGAGAUAAUCUACAUUGGCCCAGUGAACUGCCUCCUGUCCCCCACAGUCCUGCUUGGAGAGCAUUGCUGGGGCUGGCUGCCUGAGCAACAGUGGGAGUGGCUGACCCACUCAUGCCAGCGAACCCCCCCCAACACUGACACACUCCUAUUCCUCUACAAGCUGUUACUGAGACAGGGAGCCUGGCAGUGCACAGCCCCGUCCAUAGGACACUGUAGAUAGUGAAUCACAGGGAGUUUCCUCCAAACAGUAUGUGGCGUAUAGAGAGUAUACAGAGAGAGGGGAAACGACUGGAGGAGGAGGAGUUGUUGCUGUUGGCUGAGGCUCAAGUGCCAGGAAAGGAAGAAGGAGGAAAAAGGAGAGUAGGAAGGGAUGGGCUGCUUCGUGGGUCUUGUGGUGCAGCAGCACCGUGAGGCCCCGGCUUGGGCCUGAGCCAGGAGAGGACUCAUAGCACUGAGUCACCGAACCCCACACCCAGUCCACUUAGGGAGACAGCAGGGGACAGAAAUGAUACAGCAGGAGCAUUGCAGCAGAAAGAAGUUGACCUAGGAAAGACAGGAGAAGAUACAACCAUCAGAGAAACGAACACGAAGGAGGAGGAGGAGGAGGAGGAGGUUGGCACCAGAAAGCAGACAAGACUGAGUUACUGGCCAAGCUGGGUGGCAUGUCGGUGUCGGCCGAGCUGUUUUGUCUCUUGACAUUUCCAUUGCAUGGAAACGGAGGCAGGAGGAGGGCGCAGGGAGGGGAUGGGGAAGAAAAGCAUGGGCUGCUUUGUGCAGAGACGGUUAUUGAAUCAUGUUAGCUAAUUGUAUGAGCGCCGCUGAAAUAGUCCAUGCACCCUUCACUGGCUUAAUCAAUCUAUCCUGAUCCUACUCAAGCCACAGAGAGGCCUUGUUUUUAAAAAACAGAAAGGUCAGCUCGCAAUGUGUCAUGAGAUGAUCCGCUAAAUCUCAUCUAGUCUAACCGAAUCAAGGUAUCACGCAAGAAAUUGGAUGUUCUGGCCUGGUUAACUAAAUAAAAUAGCCCCAUCCGUAAACACGGGCUCAGAUUUGUGUAGUACCGCUCAAAUUUAGAUUGCUUGUACAAACACGUAAACACACAAACAGGCGGCAGGAAUUUGCUUUGAGGCAGAACCGGCUACUCUGACUAAUUCACAGGAAACACGGGGCUGGAAAGUAUGGGUGUCGAAGGAAUACUGUUAAGAAGGGCUCUGUGUAUGCAUGUGAGUGUGCAGGCGUACGCGCACGUGUUCGUUUGUGUGUGUCUUACAAUAAUGAGUUGAAAAUCUCCUUUCUUCUCUAAAGCAGGAAUAAGGGGAGGGGGGCUUCUGUGGGAGUUCUUUGCACCACAAACUCUGUAUUCACACUUUUAUACCGCUGAGGGUGUUUUUUGUUUGAAAUCAGCGGUUGCUACACACACAAAGAGGCCUGAUCCAUCCAUGUAAAAAAGGCCUGGCAGUGGAUGCACACUCACCAUUUACAGCGCCGAGUGAGUCACUAUCAGCCAUGAGAGCCGAGCCUGAGCUGAGCAGAGGGAACAGGCUGGGAGGGGAGUAAACCACGCCAACCCAGCGGGCCAUUUUUCCUGUCGGUAGGAGCGUGGAAAACACCCCCAUGCUGCUAUGUCCUGAAUCAACCCCGCCUAAACAGUUUCUCCCGGUCUGGAGACAGCACUUCACCCGUUUUAGUACGCUGUCAAGUUGCCCAGCAGUCCCUUUUGUGUGCAGACCACCUUAAAUUCAUGCAGUGUGGCUUUCUAAGAGUCCAUCAAACAAGGAUAACCUUUAAAACGUUUUAUGGACUCUACUGUUACUGUUACUGUUAGAGCUCGAACUGGGUUACUAUCACUUUUAUAGCUCUUGAGCCAAAAUGGACUCCACCUGGUGUCCGACUACUUCAGGACAGUUAAGGAAAGCAUUUGAGAAAAUAAACGUUACCAGAAGUUGUUGAUCUGAUAGACCGGCUCGGACUUAAUGAGGCUUGGAGUUUACGUGGACCUUGGCAGCUCUGAGAGCAGAUUCUUGUCAUGGCCUAGCAAAGACCCUCAGACACUGCGACCAGUGUUGAGCUGUGGCGUGUGGGGACGACGAGGAAUGCAAUGACGAAAAAGACGGGCCUUUUGAGUAACUUCAUUGUUUGUAACUCUCUACCCUCUUUUUUUUUUUCCAACCACAGGCUGACCAACUAACAGAGGAGCAGAUCGCAGGUACGAAAAGACACUUUUUUCCUUUUCCUUAUCAAGCUCUAGUGGAAACAUGAUAUAUUCCCUUAACAGCAUAUCAUGACUCAGGAUAAAGGUGUCAUAAGGCAAAGUUUCAAUCACAGAGGCAUCUUAAUGUCUCAAGUAUUUGCAUGAAAAGUUUGACAUGUGAUCCUCAUGUGGUUUAUGUUCAUGCUCAUGUAGGCCAAAUUACAGAAAGUAUGUAGCUGUGUGAGCAUCAAGGUCUCUUUACUCAGAAUAAUCAAUUUCUGCUCACCUUCGACUCUCUCCUCCGCCCCCGCAGAGUUCAAGGAGGCUUUCUCCUUAUUCGACAAGGAUGGUGACGGCACCAUUACCACCAAAGAGCUCGGCACUGUCAUGAGGUCGUUGGGCCAGAACCCCACAGAGGCUGAACUGCAAGACAUGAUCAAUGAGGUGGACGCUGACGGUUAGUGUGCAAACUUGAUUUCUCUUGAUAGUCGAUAACGGUUGUUAGUUACACUGGGCUUGAAUGAAACGAUUGAGUUCUUCAGGUCCCGGUGGUAUCAUAGAAAAUAAAGCGGGAAACUCCCAUCGUUGGUCUUAAGAUCUAAAAGGAUGAUGACGUUUCAGCGUUUAGUGAUCAAACACACUUUCCUUAUUCAGACAUGGCCUCAUUCUACAAACAGGUUCUUUGAUAUGUCGAUGGUUUCAUGUUAGGGGAUCCUUACACGAGGAUAUACAGUCGAUCAUAUCUGCAAAAUCUCAAUUAUUCAGGUCUUUUCAAAACUCAGUUGGCGUUAAAUUUAUUUUCCAUCCCAGAAUAUUUCCAAUGUGUGCCACAAAUGGAUAAACGAUUGAAAAGUGAAUAAGAACAGGGCGUGACACUAACUUUCUUCACAAUGAAAACUGAUCAGAUAAUGUGUGUCUUAUUGGUCAACAUAAGUACUAUUAUUUGAAAUCAAUUUUAGGGUCAAUCGGUCACGUGACAUGGAAGCUAUUGAAGGAAAUGUUCAAAAUUUGCCUUUAAAUUUAACCCAGAAAUUUUUUAAAGGACAAAUUGGGGAAAUAAAGAGGCGUGUCUUAUUGGUCAACAUAAUUAUUAUUAUUUGAAAUCAUUUUUAGGUCAAUUGGUCACAUGACAUGGAAGCUAUUGAAGGAAAACAGCCUUUUCUGAGAACAUCAACCCGUAAUUUAUUGAUGGUCCCUUAUUCAACACCCAACGUUGACAGCGAGGAUGCCGAGUAGAUUUAACCACACUGCUGUUGCUAUUCCUGGUUACGGAGAUUGAGAAGACACUGGUAGAGCCGGCGAAUAUCCAACGUAAAACUAACUUCACCGCGGUAUUUACAUCAGUGUUGUUUUCGUUGGCGAUGACGUCAUCGUCAACGAAAACAACACUGCAGAAUAUAUGUUUAGCGUUUGACUGACAAAAUGCUCAUGAAUUUUGCAACUCUGUUCGUUGUUCACCACUAACGUUUUCGUCCAGUCUCGUCAACGUAUAUGCACAUUCGUCUCGUCACAUUUUAGUCGUCUAAGACUUAUGUUUAGCUCGUCAACUUCACGUCUUCAUCGUGGAAAAAAAGGGGCAAAACAACAUUGAUUUACAUAAAAAAACAUGUGUUGCCUCGGCUAAUUUUUUUAUACACGUGCCCCUAAAUACAUUUUACAAUUCGCACACAAAUGCGAGUGAAAUGGUCGCGCUGUCGAGCCCCGAAGAAGCAAUUAAAUCGUUAAUAUUCUCUCUACGUGCGAGUCGACUGUGAGGCAGAAGGAAGGGCUUUAAUAUUUAGGUUAAUAAGGUGACACCAUUCCUUCUCUAUCAGCAAUUAAACUAAUCCUUUCCUGCUCACACCCCCGUUUUUAAUCAACGAGAUGAUGUACGAGUGUCACUCGCGAAUGCCAAAUCAUUGUUGAGAAAUAGAUCUGUAAUUUUAUGUCACCGUUACGUUGCAUGACUGGGGCGAUAAAGCCUCUGUAAGAGAUUAGAGACGGCAUCUGCAAACAUAGAAGCGGUGUCAUUGCCCACCCCGCUCCCUUUUUUUUUUAACCAACUGUCCGGGCCAACUGUCCGGGCCAGCUUUAUUUUCAGAUGACGUGUCUCACUGUGUCAGCAGUUUAGUCACUGCGUGUUCAGCUCCAUCAUAGUUGACAAUGCGAACGCACAGGAGGCGCUGCUUUAAGUGCUCGUGAGCAGAGCGGGCGAAGCGACAAAAGACUGUCGGACAAGACAAGAGGUUCAACGAGUCUUUCUUCUUCUUCUUCUUCUCUGCAGCCUUUUCCCAAAGGGCUCUGAAAGGGACAGUAAAAAAAGAGAGAGAGUGGGGGAGAAGUUGGCCGGUAGCUCCCCAGCUGGCCAUCCUUGGGCGGUGUAGCCGAGGAUGUUAGCUGUCAGUGGAGCUUUUACCCCAGUGCUGCUCUGUCAGCUUAUAGGAUUUUUUUUUUUUUUAAAUGGGACCGCAUUGAUCAGGAGAAAUCAAUUUCACCACACUCCCUUUAUUGAAACGUCCUCCCACCCAUCCUCAGCGCCCUCCCCCCCUCCUAGGAGCAAGCAUACACACACACACUUACACACUCACACAUCAUCACUAACAUCCCCUUGUUCUGCCUCUGCCUCCCUUGGCUGAUGCAAUCUAGGUCAGACAGCAAUGAAGCUAGUAAUGGAAAAUAAAAGUGGUUACAUAAGGCCUCUCUGCGCUUUGCACAUCCAGUACCCACAUCGGCAGCAAUGGGAUGUCAGCUGGCCCAUUGAAAAUCAGCUUUAUUUACCAAACAAGGAGGCUGUGGCAAAGAAUUACGAUGAAUGGAGGAGAGGAUGGACGGCUUUAACGAGACUGAAAGCCGUUACAAGAGGAAAAGUCUUCUGGCUAUUGCGUCGUAAAAGCCGAGCCACGGUUUACGAACGGUUUGGAUUACAGUAGGAAAUGGAAAUGCCGCCGUUUAUCCCGCACAGAUGGGGAAACAAGCGAACCCCACCUGCUUGUAACACGCGUCAAUAUUUCAGGCUUCUAAAGAAGACCCCGUAUGUGAGAGAAGUUACAUCAUGUUUGAGUCGAGAUAAAGCUUUUUUUAAUUAUGGAUGAAAGAGGAACGGUACGACAAACAUAUUAGCUUUAGUCCCUGCACACCACUCAUCAUCAUCAUUACACAACAGCAGCCUGCCUGCCUUCUUAUCUCGGAGAGGGAAGUUGGCUUUAUGAUGCAGGGAAAAAGCUAUGACCACACACACACACACACACACACACACACACGCACGCACACAAGUACGCCGAGAUGCCUCAGCCUUCUAUAGUUUGCGUCAGCACCUCUUAUGUGUAAUCGCACCAUCUCCCACUCGGUUCACUCCUUAUAUUCUCUCCUCUUCACAUCUCCCUCAUCUCCAUCUCCCUCUCUGCCGCCCACUCCCUCCCUCCCUCCCUCCCUCUCUAUUUUCUCUCUCUCUCUCUCUCUCUUUCUCUCCCACCAUUUUCUCUCUACCCGCCUGCCUUCCUCCUGAUCUUCAUCCCUCCUUGCUUCCUUCCCUCCCUCCCUCCCUUCCCUUCCUUCCUCCACUGCAGCAGCUGGCUUGAGGUGCACUUGAGCAGAUAUAACUCCAGGGCUGCCUCUCUUCCCUCUCCCUCCAGAUGAUGGUUUUCCAGUUCUCCAAGAGUGAUACUGCACCUCACUCACUCACUCACUCACCCCCUCCCCUCCAACAGUCUCCAUCCCAACCCCCAGUGGCAGCAUGUGUUCUCUCGGUGCUGCCGGCUGUCUCUGUGCGUUAGAUAACAGGUCCUUAGAUUGUUACCCCCGGCCAUGAGAUCACCAUCUGCCCCAUCACAUUACUGCAUCCCUUUUGCGUUCUCCAAACACACACACAUACACACGUCCAUCCCGCCUCUCUUAUUCUCCCUCUAUCUCGCUCUGUCAUUGGUUAAUCUGCGCGCAAUCUCUCCCGCCCCGACUGUCCCACCACAGGGCUAAUCCUCCUGGGUACUUUACCCUCCGUGUCCGUGACCUUCACUUCAAUCCCUUGACUUUUUCCUCUUUUUUUCUUUUUUGGACGUUGUUGUCGGUUUUCAAUUAUAAUACCCCGACAAUCUCCUGAAAUCUCUCGGGUCUUCACAAAAGUCUUUUCACGACCAUUAGAUCCGCCGCUGGUUGCUGACACUCCCGCCCUCCCUCCUGUGGUUGCAGUUGGCGAGCUGCUGAGCUCCUCAUAGAUCCUUCCCCUGUCAGGAGGGUCUGAUCCUCUGCUAAUCCUGUCUUGACAACAGCAACAUGAUAUUGAUCCUGUUGCACGCAUACAUGCCCCUCCAGCACAGCAGCUGCCAUUAGCACCACCAUAAAAACCAAACCACUAAUUCCUGUACGACCGGCCAACAUACUGAAACCACAAAUAAAGAGCGUGUGAAAUGAUUCUAGCGUUGACAAAUGUGGAGGAGAGGACGCGAACAUCUGGAUCGAAGCCCUCCGCCCACUUCUUGUCUUUUCCCCUCCAGCCGGUGUCUCCGGCAGGGACACGGCUUUUGAUUUAUCCCGCCUCCCUUGAAGGCCACACAUCGCAGUACACUAUACGUCUGCAUUAUGGAUGACUAACCACGCGUUCCUCCUUGUUAUCCUGCUGCGCCGCGUAUAAAACACGCAAUCUUCCCAGGGGCUUCCCCCGAGGAAAGAAAGGAAAACACAGUCGCACACGUACACCCCCCCAUUUUUAGCGGUGUUUAUCACAGGAAGGAAGGUGUACACUAAAACGAUCGUCUCUCUGCGAUUACUCGCGUCUCAUGUUGCCAGAAAAGCAUCUAAUGAACAGAGAAGUUCAGGAGCGUACGGUAAUGCGAACUGUCAGAUUGAGGGAACACAAAAGGACCGCAGGACUUAACUCUUCAGUCGGAGCGUGCGUUUCAUCAGCUAAAUGCUGGCUUAGUUUCCGUCUCUGCUGAUCUGAGUUUGCUUUUAAAGUAAUUGCGAUUUUUUGCGCUGAUUGAAUGUGCCUCAUUGAUCACCGAUUCCAGGUAAUGGAACCAUCGACUUCCCGGAGUUCCUGACCAUGAUGGCCAGAAAAAUGAAGGACACAGACAGCGAGGAGGAGAUCCGCGAGGCUUUCCGGGUAUUUGAUAAGGUAAAUUACAUCAAAGUUUCUAGAAUUGGCAGACUGAGUUUUUAUUUUUUAUAUCCGUGUUUCAUCUGUUUCAAAAUAAGCAAGAUGACUCACAGGUUAGAUGACUAAACUCUAGGUUUUGCCAGGUCAGUCUGGGAGUGAGUUAAAUUUACAUAAUGAAGUAGAAGUCAUCAGUUUCCGACUUCCUCUUUGAUUAACACCGUGACUAGCAUGUCUGCUCAUUAAUCGAUCUGAGACUUUUUCUCAUUUCGUGUCUUUUUUUUUUCUUCUUUUCUUUCAGGACGGGAACGGCUACAUCAGCGCUGCAGAGCUCCGUCACGUCAUGACGAACCUGGGGGAGAAGCUAACAGACGAGGAGGUGGACGAGAUGAUCAGAGAAGCAGACAUCGACGGAGACGGACAGGUCAACUAUGAAGGUAACGCCAGAUGCUUCAUAAAGGGAGCGAGUGCUCAAAAAUGUCACGGUGCGCAAAUAGCUUUGAGUUUCUAGGUCAAACUAUAGGCUUUUAUUAAACAGGGGGGCCAGAGCAGUGUGUAUUUCUCUGAGGACACACACUCAGAAUAUUAGUUAUGUGUAUUCCUUAUUAUUAAUGGGGCUGUAGGUGGCGAAAAACAGGGAUGGGAGAUCGCCAUCCUUCCCCACAUCACACGAGAGACUGCGCCAAGUCCAUAAGUCUUGGUUGAAAAGUGUCCUAUUUCCACGCUCCCAUUGUGCCGCAGACGGACAAAGAAAGUCCUCUCUUAUUUAUUUAUUUAUUUAUUCUUUAUUAUGUAUGAAGACUCUUAUCGGCGGCCGCAACUGUAAGCACGGCGCUCGGGCUUUUAAUCAAAUGGGUUUAAUGAGAUGAACAUGGAAGCCGUUUGGAAAGGGGACACUAAUUAGGAUGUGUGUUCUAAACCUGCUCAGCUUGAUUAAAAAAUUAAUAAAGCAUUUAACAAUUUAGCAGGUGAGUGCUCUCGCCGGCAACAGGCUGAGCCAAAUCCUUCAAAACCCGAUGUCCUUAUUGUCCUCUUCUUCUCUCUCUCUCUGUCUCUGCAGAGUUUGUACAGAUGAUGACCGCAAAGUGA